Pseudophryne corroboree (corroboree frog) is the source of this 1866-nucleotide messenger RNA. RefSeq names its product aarF domain containing kinase 5 (gene ADCK5). The record is from RefSeq and is a predicted model, not a curated record. The transcript has 15 exons. Bases 103 to 1815 code for a protein of 570 amino acids. NCBI's taxonomy places the organism in Eukaryota, Metazoa, Chordata, Amphibia, Anura, Myobatrachidae.
GAAUGUUUCUGUCAGAGUCCGGCGAAUAGGAGGCCGGGGGCGUGGCUCCGUCUCUGGGGGAGGUGAUCCCGGAGUCACGUGACCUGAUCCUGGCAGAGAGACAUGUUUCUGAGACCGUUUCUAUUUUAUCGGUACCACAAGUCCCAGCUUGCCCGAUGUUCCCCAGACAGUCUGUUAUGUACGAGACGGAUCGGCACUCAGACUUUGCGGUCCUCCCAACGUAGAUGGCUGCGCGUUGUCUAUGUGGGGUCUGUGGUUGGGGCUCCGGCUCUCGGGGCCCUGAUUUAUUACAGCUCAGAGGGACCGAAGAGGAGGAGAAUUAGAAUCUCCCUGCAGGGGAUUCUGCGUUUCUGCAGGUCUCUGAAGAUUGCCUCACAGAUUUCCAUGGACUACUGGUGGACGAGAAAUGUGACUCUGCGGAAAACGGAUGAGAACAGUCCUCUGCAUCAGGCCGUUAUGUCCCAGUGCCACCAGCGGACGGCAGACAGACUGGUGGAUGGUGCUUUGCUGAAUGGAGGUCUCUACAUUAAACUUGGGCAAGGACUCUGCACCUUCAACCACCUGCUUCCACCAGAAUAUAUAAAAACUCUACGUGUUCUUGAGGACCAGGCUCUUCCGCGGAGAACCAAUGAGGUGAAUGAGAUACUAAUGGAAGACUUUGGAAAACCUGCCGAACUUCUGUUUUUGAAGUUUGACCACCAGCCAAUAGCGGCUGCCAGCUUAGCCCAGGUGCACCAAGCGACCUUACACGAUGGAACUGAGGUAGCCGUGAAGGUCCAGUACAUAGAUCUCCGGGACAGGUUUGAUGGUGACAUAAAAACCCUGGAAUGGCUUUUACAUCUCAUUGAGUUCAUGCACCCCAAGUUUGGCUUCACCUGGGUCCUAAAGGACCUGAAGCAAACGCUGUCUCAGGAGCUGGACUUCCAGAACGAGGGGCAGAACGCAGAACGCUGUGCCCGAGACCUGAAAGAGAUGCCAUACGUACUAAUACCCCGAGUGUACUGGGAGCACACCAGCAAGCGCGUCUUAACGGCUGAUUACUGCGACGGGUGUAAGGUCAGCAGCGUGGAGGGGAUAAGGAAGCAAGGUCUGGAGCUGAAGGAUGUUGCUGAGAAGGUUAUAAAGGUUUUUGCUGAGCAAAUUUUCUUUACAGGAUUCAUCCAUGCAGACCCCCACCCAGGAAACGUUCUGGUGAAUACUGGCCCGGAUGGGAAAGCGCGUCUGGUCUUGUUGGAUCACGGCCUGUAUGAAUACCUGAGUGAGAGGGACCGCACUGCUCUGUGUAAACUCUGGAGGGCGAUUGUACUGCGGAACCGGCCGUCCAUGGAGCGCUAUUCCGCGGAGCUGGGAGUGAAAGAUUACCUCCUGUUCUGUGAGAUUCUCCUGCAGCGACCCCUGUCUCUCUCCAGAACCCUGGGCAAUGCCCUGACCAAGGAGGAGACACAGUACAUGCAAGAUAUGGCCAAGGAACAGUUUGAUGACAUUAUACGAGUGCUCCGCAAUCUGCCACGGCCCAUGCUGCUCGUUUUCCGAAACCUCAACACUGUCCGCUCUCUAAACAUUGGAUUGGGGGCUCCGGCUGACCGGUAUCUCAUCAUGGCCCGCAGUGCGGUGAGGGCAUGGCGGAGACUGGAGAAGCAGAACUCCUCAGGAAUUAGUCGCUGGGCCUCCGUUAUGUGGGAACACUGGAAGUUUGAGGUGGCUUUGAGGUGGGACAGCUUUAUGCAGCAUAUCACAUUCUUCAUUGUCCGCCUUCUGAUUCGCUUUGAUUUUCUCACAGACAACGAGCAGAUCCGUCAGUUCCUGCAGACAUGACAGUGCUGGUGCCAAAGUGACCAAUGAUUCCAAUAAACACUAUUUUAUUAA